AUGCUUGACGUUGCGAUCUCCAGUGGUUUCCAUGACUUCAGUUUAAGGGGCUCUUCCUUGGCUCUGGAGCAGGUGAAGGCUGCUGCGGGUCACCCAGCUCCCUCAUUCAUUCCCAGUGGGACUAUGGUGAGCCCGCUGUGCGACUUCCUGAUGCUCACAACUCGACUCCUGGUGAGAUCGCUCCUCUGGGCUCUGGCGUACAGUUUCUGCGGGCUCUGUGCCUGCCUGGUCUCGCUCAAAGUUUUAUGGCACAUCAUCAGGAAGCCGGCAGAGACCUUCCAGUGGACAGUCCGUGAGACGCUGCCCGCCUGUCUAAAUGACACGUCCCUGGGCACACACUGCUAUGUGCGGAUUAAGGAGUCAGGAUUACGGUUCCACUAUGUUGCUGCUGGGGAAAGGAGCAAACCCCUUAUGCUAUUGCUGCAUGGAUUCCCAGAGUUCUGGUACUCUUGGCGUUAUCAGCUUCAAGAAUUUAAGAGUGAAUUUCGAGUGGUUGCAGUUGAUUUACGAGGGUAUGGAGAGUCAGAUGCACCUAUUGGUCGAGAAAACUACCAGCUGGAUUGUUUGAUUACAGAUGUGAAGGACAUUGUGGAGUCCCUCGGGUACAAAAAGUGUGUUCUGAUUGGCCAUGAUUGGGGUGGAUUAAUUGCUUGGUGUUCUGCUAUCUAUUAUCCUGAGAUGAUAAGUAAGAUUAUAAUAUUGAACUGCCCACAUCCCACAGUUUUUUAUGAUUACAUCAUACGACAUCCCUCCCAACUGAUAAAGUCAAGUUACUUGUUCUUUUUCCAAGUGCCAUGGCUUCCUGAAUUUGUUCUUACAAUAAGUGAUUUCAAGGUGUUGAAGUACUUAUUCACAAGUCAGAGCACAGGCAUUAGGACAAAAGGCUGUAAGAUGACUGAGGAUGAGAUCGAAGCCUAUCUGUACAUCUUUUCUCAGCCUGAAGCCUUCUCAGGACCACUCAGCUACUUCAGAAACAUAUUCAGUAGCCUUCCCUUGAAUCAGAAUGAGGUGAUGACACCCACCCUGUUGUUGUGGGGAGAAAAGGAAGAAUUUCUGGAAUUCAGAAUGGCCGAGGUCACAAAGACCUACGUGAAGAGUAGCUUCAGACUGAAUAUUGUGCCCGAAGCCAGUCACUGGCUUCAACAGGACCAGCCCGAAGUAGUUAAUAACUUAAUUUGGGAAUUUUUAAAGGAGGUCGGCCAGUAA
Molecule: messenger RNA, 1206 nt
Organism: Hemiscyllium ocellatum (epaulette shark)
Lineage: Eukaryota; Metazoa; Chordata; Chondrichthyes; Orectolobiformes; Hemiscylliidae
Gene: ephx4
Product: epoxide hydrolase 4
Exons: 7
Coding region: 1-1206 (401 amino acids)
Molecular function (GO): hydrolase activity
Source: RefSeq, a predicted model, not a curated record